Molecule: messenger RNA, 1413 nt
Organism: Notothenia coriiceps (black rockcod)
Lineage: Eukaryota; Metazoa; Chordata; Actinopteri; Perciformes; Nototheniidae
Exons: 3
Cellular component (GO): Golgi apparatus
Source: RefSeq, a predicted model, not a curated record
AUGUUAACAAUGGCCGGGCGCAUGUGGUCAAAACUUUGCUGUGGUCAAAAGGGGCUGCUCUUCCUCUUUCCCCUCUUCCUCCUCUUCCUCGCGAUAUUUGUGAUGGCUAUGACCCUGCCCCGUCCUUUGCCGCACUCUGACAUGGACUGGAGGUCGUCCCGAGCCCUGAGCUCCACCGGGGAGCUGAGACCCAGGCCCAGAGACAUGAAUUCACCCACUGUUUCUUCUAAUCAGCAGCAACUCACUCACAUCCAGAGCAGGACCUGGAAACCCUCUCCAAAAGACUCAUUUAAAUAUUCAGUGCCAGCUAAACUUGUUGCUCGUGAGGACAAAAACAACAUAAAAGACAGAGGUCACCCAGACUUUGUCAGAAGUAAGCAUAAAAACAAUGGCAUUGCUUCAAAACGAAAAGAAUUGGCAGGCGCCAAUCUCUCUCGGUUUACAGUUAACAACACAGGGCCAAAACAUAGAAUCAAGCCAAGCGACCACGGUGCUGUGGUGAAGCACUCUGCACGGGUAAAUGGCAGUCAGGCUGCACACAGACAGGCAGCCAGAUGGCACAGGAAAGCAGACUCACCAAUACAAAGUGCAAAGCUAGGUCAACAUCACAAGGAAAACAACAGACCAGCAACAAAUCACUCUGGGAAAUCUGGCAAAGUCGCUAAGGAUUGGCAGGCUGUGAAAAACUCCUCUAGGGAUCUGAAAAAACAACACAAUCCCUCGGAAGAGAAGGAAAAUAAUCCUGGCUCGGCUUUGUCCAACCAAAAGACAGCCAUGAAGAAAAAGGAGGGCGCCUGGUGUCGGAGCUUCAGAGAGCAGAACUUCCCAGGCAGUGACCGGAGGAGGAUCAGGGUCAGCCCAGAGCUCCAGCCCUGGCUCAGCAAGGAGGACAUCCAGAAGAUGGAGCUCCUGGCAGGGGGCCAGGUGGUCAGUAAGGCCAGGGUGCCAGCACAUGGACAGGUGCUCCAAGUGGCACUGGAUCCUCCUGCACCCCAGCAGAAGAGGGAUCCACCUUCCCAAAACCAUGCAGAGACCCACAGUGACCGCUGCCAGCAGGGGCUCUGCUCCCUGGUCAAACGCACUGACGACUGGUUUGAAGUGUUCUCCUUCCACCUGGACCGGGUGCUGGGACUCAACAGGAGUCUCCCUGCUGUGCUGAGGACUUUCCACAGUGACAUUUUACCGUACCGAUAUACCAGCGGCACACCCAGACCUGUAGUUUGGUGGGAUCCAGACAUUAAACACCUGGCUGAUAAAGACAAUGACCAGAACUCAGUACCGCUCAGCUGGGCCAGGUACCAGAAGCUGCUGCAGGCCCACUGUGGGAGUGAAGAAAACCUGAAGACAACGCCCUGUGUGGGAGUAGACCACCCAGAGUGGGGGAGACUGGCUCUCUUCGACUUCUUAUUACAG